Molecule: messenger RNA, 923 nt
Organism: Rubroshorea leprosula
Lineage: Eukaryota; Viridiplantae; Streptophyta; Magnoliopsida; Malvales; Dipterocarpaceae
Source: the annotation of a GenBank genome assembly
UUCCCAGAAGGCUCCUCUGUUCAGAAAUUACCUAAAGUAGAAGCAAACACAGAGAAAUUAGCCUCCCUUUCAACCGCCGUCAGCACCAAGCUCAAGCCAAAGAAAAACCCCUUCUAUUGCUCUCGAAGCUCACAGCCGAAACUCCCCAACAAAACAGACCCAAAAUCAACCAACCUCAGACCCUUCCUCUAAAUCAAACUUCAAAAACUCUCCAACCAACCCCCUCCUUCUGAUUUUUUUUCAUAUAUAUAUACCCAAAUAACAAAUAAAAUAAAUAAAAAGACUUGCUCCUGUCAAUCAGUAAUGAUGAAGAUUUCAACUGGCAUGUACUGUAGCGAGCAGGAGUGCAGGCGCGGUGCAGCAGCAGGAUCAGGCGUGCAAGCAACAGGGGCGUGAUUGCAGGAUCAGGCGCGUAGAGGGGAGAGUGCAGGCUCAGACGCGCAGAGGCCCGGGGUGUGACGCAGCGUGCAGGCUGGGGUGCAGCAGGGCAGCAGAGCCUGGGGGCGUUGGGCGCGGGCUGGUGCAAGGCUAGGCAGGGCUGGUUCAGGAGAGAGGAAAAAAAUGAAAAAAGAAUUGAUGGGGGAAAGGAGAAAGUUCCAGAUGCCUUCCUCUUUUUCUCUUUUUGUUGUUUUCUUUUUCUUUUUUUUUUCUUUUUUUUUUUUGGGUUUGGGUUAAACGGGUUUUGGUUCUUUGGGUUUUUGGGCUUUUGGGUCUGAGACUUUAAAUCAAAAUGGGUUGGUGUUGGGUUUGGUUUGAGUUUUGGAGUGGGCUUUGGGUUUGAUGGGUUUUGGGCUAGACUUUGCAUUUCACCCCUCCAACUUUUCAUUUCUUCAACUGGGUCCCUCAUCCUUCAACUUCUUUCCAAUCGUCCACAAAAAUCCCCAUUUUACUCAUGAACCUAACAAUAGAAGCAAAGAUAACAA